AUGUCAUCCUUUGUUCGAUUACCACGCAAUUUAUCAAUGGCUGAAAAUAAUUCUGAAGAUAAUAUUGAAGAUGAAGGAGCUCGUCAUCGUCGUGAACGUCGGGAAUUACAAGCAACAAUUCAACAACUAAAAAAAUCUGUUAAUAAAAAUGAUAAAACAAGAAAGAAAAAGAUCGAUAGCGAUAUUAAAGCUUUAGAAGAAGCAUUUGAAAAACGAUGGGAAAAUUUUGAUGAAAAUUCAACUCCAGAGAAAUCGAGCGUAGCUCCUACUUCUACUCAAUCAGAUGAAAAGUCUACUGAAACUGAAAAACAAAACGUAUCACGUAAAGCACGUCGUUUGGCAAAUAAAGAAAAACGUCAAGCUGAACUUAAUGAAAAUCAAGAAAUUGUAGAUUAUGAUAAUCAACCAGAAUCCAUUCGUCGUCGUAAUGAAUCAUCAUCAAUAAAUGAACAAUUACUUCAACGUGGUCUUGAACUUCAACCUAUUGUAUCUGAUGGAAAUUGUCUAUUUGCUUCCAUUGUUGAUCAAACAUCAGAUUUAAAUGUACGACAAUUACGUGAAUUGAUUGCUGAAUAUUUACGUAAACAUCGAAGUGACUAUGAACCAUUUAUUGAUACGGAUUAUGAUGCGUAUUGUGAGAAAUUAGCAAAAGAAAAUGUAUGGGGUGGACAAAUUGAAUUACAAGUAUGCGCAAAAAUAUUACAAAAACCCAUUGAAAUCAUUCAAGGAACUGGUGGCGAACCGAUUAAAAUUGAUUGUCCAUCAUCAAUAUUAGAAUCACCUAUUGUUAUAACCUAUCAUCGAUAUUUAUAUGCUAAUGGAGAACAUUAUAACAGUACAAUAAAAGUUCACGAGAAGGACGAUGAAUAA
Messenger RNA from Rotaria socialis, 870 nucleotides. NCBI's taxonomy places the organism in Eukaryota, Metazoa, Rotifera, Eurotatoria, Philodinida, Philodinidae. The record is from the annotation of a GenBank genome assembly.